AGACUGACUCGAUCGUCAGCGGGUUCGUCUGCUCAAUAAUGACCGAGGAGGCGACGUGUGUAGUGCCGGGCAAGAGAGCGAGGUUAUAUAGCGCCAUACGCGCACGGCGUGCUGUCAAUGUGGGACCGGGUCUCGCCGUUUGUUUGUCUUGGGCAAGCGGCGGGCCACUGACGUUGUCGUCCGGACUUCUACUUGUAUUUUGGUACCGGAACCGGCCACGCGAUGACGCUAGGCUUGGUCUAGAAGUAGAAGGGGCCACGCCAAUUGUGCAGAAGAGAACUGCGUCGCGACGAUCUAGUACUCGUUGCGUGUGCAUAGACGUGCGCUUCAAAUCGUGACACCUGGCCGUCUCUUGAGCGCUGGAAGGCAAAUGGUAGAAGACUGUUGUUCUGGAUGGGAAAGGCCAGUUGAUGUCGUGCGUCAGUAUAUGGCACAUACGUGUGCGUGAACUGUACCGCGAGCGCCCGAUGUCUCUGACGCAGAAGAGGCAAAUGCGGUUUGCUGUCCGCAACGGAGGUAUAACGGAAGGUGACGGCUCUUCGUUGCAUGUACGUGCAUUACUACGAGAACUCGCCUAGGCUGUCACGAGCCGAAGACAGUCGUUCAGAAGAGACAAGACCGGUCGUUGGCGAGUCUUCACUUGUUUGGGUGGACAUUAUACAACGUGAACUCGCUGAGGCUUAGGCCCGACAAGAUGAAUUGAAUACGUAUUCCUAGGACGGAUUACGGCAGUCCGUAUCGAGCACACGCUGCGCAAGCGCACGUGACCUUGGCUUACCGCGACCAGACGUAAGCCGCCAAGCUUCAUAUCUUCCGUAGCCUGCAGGGAACCAUGAGCAGGAAUAAGUACAAGCGGCAAGCGUGCCAAGGUCGCGACUCCAACAACAAACUGCAGCACGUGUCGCGAACUGUGAAGACUGCGUCUCAAGCGCUGCCCUCGUCCGGACGCGACUCCGAAGGCGACCAGAAUAACGAUUCGACGCGACGCGACCAGAAGAAGCGCCUGCACCAGUGGCAGAGGAUCCACAUCGGCGUGUUCAUGGGCGCAUUUCUGUGCUCCUUGGCGGGCGUUCUGGCCUUCGGAAUGGUGCUGAAGAACUUCGAGGUGUACUGCCCGCUCUUCGCCAACGUUAGCGUGAUCCGCGACGAAGAGGUCGCCGCCAGCAACGCCAGUGCGCCGAGGCCCGUGCCGUACUACUCCGUCGAUUACGCGACCAGUUCCUGGGGAGGCAAGUGGGCGUGCGAAUUUUGCCUCUUCACGACGGUGUCGUCAUUCAUCUACGCGUUUCUCUGGCUGUGGAUAUUCUGCUCAUUCUCCCGCAAGGUGCAAGACAUGUCCGUAGUCAGGGAGAGCGCCCCGUGGAAGAUUGUACCACCGGCGUUAUUCAUCACCUGUGUCUUCUCCAUGCUCGUGCUCACCUGCGCCAUCUUGCUGACGGUGGGCCAGGCCACAUUGUGUGACUCGCUGGAGCGGCAUACUUUGGUCAGGUGAGCGCUCCUUGGA
This is a messenger RNA of Dermacentor andersoni, 1504 nucleotides long. RefSeq lists its product as uncharacterized. The record is from RefSeq and is a predicted model, not a curated record. Lineage: Eukaryota; Metazoa; Arthropoda; Arachnida; Ixodida; Ixodidae.